Molecule: messenger RNA, 1236 nt
Organism: Pecten maximus
Lineage: Eukaryota; Metazoa; Mollusca; Bivalvia; Pectinida; Pectinidae
Product: putative ferric-chelate reductase 1
Exons: 6
Coding region: 30-683 (217 amino acids)
Biological process (GO): regulation of glutamate receptor signaling pathway
Source: RefSeq, a predicted model, not a curated record
ACUGUCUGUAUCAGAAGCUCCAGGGCAGGAUGUCGCGGAUCAAAUUAGUUUGUAUCCUUAUCGCUGGUGUGUACACCAAGCUAACUGACGGGGUAAUCCCACCAGACCCCGGAUGUGGAAGCACUAAGGUGUGUUGGCCCACGGAAUGUCCCGUUGGCGGAUGUGUUGAAUUCCUGGUUAGUUGGUGGAACACCGAUUUGGAUUAUCUGCGCUUCGAGGUGAAGGUUGAGUUUGUCCCUCAAGGCGAGCACUAUAUAGCAUUAGGUUUCUCCGGAGACAACUUGAUGGCGGACAGCAGUAUUGUCAUGUGUCGAAGUGAUGCAAAUGUCCAGCUAGGCUAUACCUCGGGUCGUACAUACGUCCCAGGAACGGACUUGUAUGGCAUACAGAACACAUCAUUUGUCAUUGAGAAUAACAUCACGACAUGCUCCUUUGAUCGAAUCAAGAACCCAGAACGGAAUGCAGCUCAACUGAAGUCUCUAAGCAACCCGUUCUUCCUCCUUCGGGCUUGGGGACUAGUCACAAAUGGAGUACCUGUCUACCACACCGAUACCAGACGAGGAGUCUCCCCGAAUUCGUAUUCGUAUCCCACCCCAAUGUCCACAGGACACACUGUACUUCCAUUAACUGCAUCUCUCGGCGCAUGCCUCAUGGUUGCCAGACUAUUCUACAUGUUACCAUAGGAAUGACUUUGAAAAUCUACCAAUACAACUGUAUACGGAUUAUUAACCAUUCCAUUUAUUAAAUUAUUCCUAGCUAAAAUAAGAAAACGUUUAUUUGUAUGUCACACUACAAUAGGUCUAUUUAUCAAAGUCUUUCUCGGGACUAUUUUGUAGUGUUAAUUUCUCACCGGAUUUGUAUAUACUGAUAAUACUUCAUGUAAAGGGAAAACGUUGUUAAUCAAAACACAGCGUACAUAGCAAUAUGUAUUGCUUUUAGUUAAAUAUGUAGAUAUUAUCGCUAUGGUUACAGUAAAGCAUAUUAAUAGUCACAAACAUAUGUUGGUUAUGGUAAAUUAUCAAAACAAUCAGUAUCACUGAUAUGAGGCAUCUUGAGAAAUGAAAUGUUGACGGAAAAGCAUCCUAAUACAAUCCAUGGAUUAAAAUAAAAUGACAUCAAUAUAGAAGUACUAUAAAUCAUAUUCAAUUAAUGCAUAUAUAUAUGGUGAUAUAUUUGAAAAAAUAGAUUUUUUUCAUUUUGUUUUCCUUUCAUAAUAAAGGGUGUCUUAGUUUAUAG